This is a messenger RNA of Etheostoma cragini (Arkansas darter), 1218 nucleotides long. RefSeq names its product mitochondrial ribosomal protein L12 (gene mrpl12). Gene Ontology annotation, biological process: mitochondrial transcription; translation. The transcript has 5 exons. The record is from RefSeq and is a predicted model, not a curated record. Gene Ontology annotation, molecular function: structural constituent of ribosome. NCBI's taxonomy places the organism in Eukaryota, Metazoa, Chordata, Actinopteri, Perciformes, Percidae. Gene Ontology annotation, cellular component: ribosome; mitochondrial large ribosomal subunit. The coding region runs from base 144 to 728 and encodes 194 amino acids.
UCUAACAGUUCAUGCAAUGCAUUGUGGGUAGGUCAGGAGCAGAGAGGACGCCAUGUGCUUUUGAGGCAGAGGGACUGAAAGGAGACCCGGCUGUGACAGACUUGUUUUAUUUUUGAGGGACACCGGGAGAAUUUAAGGUUAACAUGUACUGCACCAGACGUUGCCUCCGGUCCGCGCUGUGGGCUGCAGCGACCACAACCCGGCAACAGCUUCAGCGUCAAGCUCCAGCCCUGUGUGCUCUCAGACUCAUAAAGACCAGCCCAGCCACCCACUCAGAUGCCAUCGCCACCCCUGCACUUGACGGAGCACCCAAACAGUAUUCUCCCAAAAUCCAACAGCUUGUCAAUGAUAUAUCCAGCCUCACUUUAUUAGAGGUGUCAGACCUCAAUGAACUCCUCAAGAAAACUCUGAACAUUCAGGAUGUUGGAAUGAUGCCAAUGGGGGCAAUGGCUGGCUCAGCUGUACCUGCAGCUGCUGCAGAAGAGGAGGAGUUACCAGUCAAGAAAGAGCAGACUCACUUCACCGUAAAAUUGACAGAAUUAAAGGCAGCUGAAAAAGUAAAACUUAUAAAGGAAGUGAAGAACUGCAUCCCAGGCUUGAAUCUGGUGCAGUCUAAAAAACUAGUGGAGUCUCUGCCCCAGGAAAUCCGGGCCAAUGUAUCCAAAGAAGAGGCAGAGAAACUGAAAGCAUCCCUUGAGGCAGCAGGAGGCACCGUUGUGUUGGAGUAGAUCUACGUGACCACCAGUUCUCCAACGUUUUGCUACUCAUGUACUUCAUCCUCUUUUUUUUUUUUUCUUUCUUUUUUUUACAUGACAAAGAGGUCGAUCUCUGGAAACAAAGAAAUGCCUUUCGACAUUAAUACAGUCCCUUAACAGUGUCAGGUGGGGCGGUUCAACUCAAACUGAACUUUCCAGGCACACAGCCUGCACAAAUGGCCGCCCUGCUUUUAUUCUGUCCUUUAGUCUGUUCAUAUGUCCGUCUGAUACUUGUGUAGCAAACAAGCUACAAAAACACUGGCUUGGGUGCCAAGUAAGUCAGUUGGUCAUUCUGUUUGUAUAGGUUUUCUUUUCAAAGAAGUAAAGAUUAUGCUGUGGGGACAUGGUUACCAUUCCCCAUGUUGAAGAACACCAGAUACUGUAUAAAGUUCAGGGCAUGGCAGAGCUGAGUCCUCAUACUUACAGAAUUGUUAUUAAUGAAUAAUUAAAGUUGAAAAAUCCA